This is a messenger RNA of Mucor velutinosus, 1386 nucleotides long. RefSeq lists its product as uncharacterized. Gene Ontology annotation, biological process: tRNA pseudouridine synthesis; mRNA pseudouridine synthesis. Gene Ontology annotation, cellular component: cytoplasm; nucleus. The record is from RefSeq and is a predicted model, not a curated record. The coding region runs from base 1 to 1386 and encodes 461 amino acids. The transcript has a single exon. Gene Ontology annotation, molecular function: pseudouridine synthase activity; RNA binding. Lineage: Eukaryota; Fungi; Mucoromycota; Mucoromycetes; Mucorales; Mucoraceae.
AUGUCCAGCUCAAAGUACAGUGAUUUGACCCGAGAACAAUUACUGGAGCACAUUGAAAAGCUCGAAGCACAGAUCAACAAUCCAGAAACCACACAACAUGAUUCAGAUUCAUCCGAGCUAAAGCACAAAAAAAGGCGUCAACGAGAGCGAAACAAUAGACCCUUCGAUAUGAACAAGUAUACCAAGCGCAAGAUUGCAUUGCAAGUAGCUUAUAUUGGAUGGGAUUACUGUGGAUACGCCAGCCAAAACCGACCCGAUGAGAUUCCUACCAUCGAAGACAAGCUAUUCAAAGCGCUGAUCAACUGUAAAUUAGUCGAGGACAUGGAGGAGAGUGAUUACAGCCGUUGUGGACGCACAGACAAGGGUGUGAGUGGAUUAGGCCAAGUCAUUGCACUUAAUGUUCGAUCCAAAAAGCUACAAUCUGACCCAUCGCCCGGCCUACUGCCUAAUGACAAGGAGUUCCCCUACGUCGACACAUUGAAUCGCAUGCUACCUCCAGAUAUCCGUGUUCUGGCUUGGGCACCUGUCAAAGACGACUUUAGUGCUCGCUUCCAUUGCACAGGACGUACCUACAAAUACUUUUUCCCUCGCAACAAGAUGAAUAUCGACAACAUGAGAAAGGCAUGUACCUACUUUGAAGGACCCCACGAUUUCCGCAAUUUCUGUAAGAUGGAUCCAUCGAAAAAUGUGCUGAGCUACGAGCGAGUCAUCAUGUCAAUGAAGAUCAACCCAGUGCAGUAUACGCAAACAGUGGGCGUUGGAGAAGGCACAGAAUUUUACGAGGUAGAAUUGAAGGGCACGGCAUUUUUAUGGCAUCAAGUUCGAUUCAUGAUGUCGGUGCUCUUUUUGGUUGGUCAAGGUUUGGAGGUUCCUGAAAUUGUGCGUGAUUUGCUUGAUAUUGAAAAGGUGCCUUCAAAGCCUGAUUUCCCCAUGGCCAGUGAUUUGCCUCUGGUAUUGUACGAUUGCGAAUUCAAGGGUCUCGAAUGGACAUACUCGUUCCGUGAUUCUGAAUACGAUCCCCUGCCGUCAUCUUACCGCACUUAUUUGCAUUACAAUGAAGAAUGGACAACACAGAUGAUUCGUACCUUGACCUGUCAAAACUACCUUUCCAAAGUCGCCAAGUUCCCUGUAAUCAUGCCUGAUCAAUCGGUAAAGACUGUGGAAGAGUUCUCAGAGGCGAGAUCCGUUGUCAGCGCGGCUGGUGUUGCGACUAUCGUCCUGGGUGGUGGAAAAGAGAUGAGAAUGAACAAAUAUAAGCCAGUGCUGCAGAGACCUCGUUGUGAUACAGAUGAGCUGAAGAAGAGCAAAUUUGAAGUUCGCAAGAAGCGCAAGUUGGAUAGACAGCAACAAGAACAGGAAAAGGCGGAUGAAACAUCCCAAUCAUAG